This is a messenger RNA of Clarias gariepinus (North African catfish), 3188 nucleotides long. RefSeq names its product protein translocase subunit SecA 1-like. The transcript is spliced from 2 exons. NCBI's taxonomy places the organism in Eukaryota, Metazoa, Chordata, Actinopteri, Siluriformes, Clariidae. Gene Ontology annotation, cellular component: membrane. The coding region runs from base 139 to 3183 and encodes 1014 amino acids. The record is from RefSeq and is a predicted model, not a curated record. Gene Ontology annotation, molecular function: ATP binding; ABC-type protein transporter activity; protein binding. Gene Ontology annotation, biological process: protein targeting; protein import.
CCACAGUUGAGACGGUUGCCAAAUUACUCUGGAUGCUUUCUUACACAGCAAAUUUCUUCAUAACCUGUGAUGAAGAGCAAAAUGGGGGAAAAAAGAUCUGUGUUUUAAAGUGUACUUUGAUCUCUAAAACACAAGGUCAUGGCAACAAGCCUAUUGUUUUCAAGAUUGCUUCACUUGAUAAAAUAUGGACAAUGGAAUCAGAAUGACGUUGUGGAGCUGUUUACUGCCCUUGUAAAGCAACACAGUGUCACAGCAGUGAAAACUGAUUUCCAUCUAUGGAUGGCAAAAAUACUUUACCAAGUGGAAAUUCACAAGAUCAACAAGUUAGAUUUGUUAUCCAGCAUUGAGCCAAGCCAGUUUAUGGAUAACCUUGAAGUUAAAAUGUAUGACUUCAUUAAAGAAACAAAAGAAAAAAGCCUUGAAAACAUUCUUAAAGAAAUGAAAGCAGAAGGAAACAUUGAUCCAAAAAUUUUAUGUGAAGUCAAAGACAUUGUGUUGUCUGUGUCUUCAUUACCAUCACAUACUGUUUCGAUGAACCUCAAGGAAAAAAGAGAGAGAUUAUUUAAAAUCUGCCAAGCAGUAGAAAUGGCUAAAGGAUGGAAACCACGAAUGACCCAGAUGGUGAGCUGGUGCAUCAUGGUACUUUCUGGUUCUAGACAGUUAAUCCAGGUUGGCACAGGAGAAGGAAAGUCAUGUAUUGUGGCCAUGGUUGCUGGAUAUCAUGCCUUGAUUGGAGAAAGCGUAGACAUUAUCUCCAGUUCCCCUGUGCUAGCAGAGCGAGAUGCUAAGGAGUGGCAUUCAUUUUAUAAAAACCUGGGAAUCACUGUUAAUUGCAAUGCAAAUAAAAAAUGUGCUGAAGACCUGAGAAAGUGUUAUGCAUGUCAAGUGGUCUACGGCACAACUCAGGAAUUUGCAGGAGACUGGUUAAGACACAGAUUCCAAAGAGAAAAUGUCAGGCAUGAAAGAAAGUUUCAAUGUGUCAUAGUAGAUGAGGUGGACUCGCUCAUGUUGGACAAAGGUCUAGAAGUUGUCUAUUUAAAUAGUGAGAUGCCAGCCAUGGAACCUCUAAAUGUAAUCUUGGCUAAGAUUUGGUUUGUUGUCAACAAGGAUGAAAAUCUGGAUAUAGAGAAGACACUUGAUCUCAUUCGUUCCUCGCUAAUGGCAGAGGAUUCAGAUCUACUGCCAUCAAAUGAAUAUUUUGAGAUCUUGGAUACAUCAGUGCAGCAGCACAAUGAACUCCAAAUUCCAGGAUUUAUAGAUCAUAUAAAUGGGAGGCUAAAAACAUGGAUUGAAAAUGCAUUUCUUGCAAAAACAAUGACUUUAGAUCAUGAAUACAUUCUGCAUGAGAAUGGUGUAGUUCCAGUCGAUUACAGCUCUACAGGAGUUGUGCAAAAUGAUAUGAAAUGGGGAGAUGGACUUCAGCAAUUUCUUGAAAUGAAACACCAAACCAGGCUGUCAAAUAUGUGCAUGAUAACAAAUUUUAAGUCCAAUGUAAAGUUAUUCAGGAGUUACAAACGGAUUUAUGGGCUCACAGGAACUUUGGGGAACCAAAACGAACUUAACUUGUUGCAGAAACUAUACCCUGGCAUUAAAACAUGCAAAAUUCCCCCAUUUAAACGCAGGAAACUUUAUGAGAAGGACGGCAUUGUGAUUAACGAUGAAGAUGAGUGGGUAGAAACAAUUUGUAAGGCUGUUAAUAAGAAUGUAAACCCCACUGUCUACCGAGGAUCAAGAGCAGUCUUGGUCAUAUGUGAAACUAUUCAAAGAGCACAAAUUGUCCACCAUGCACUCUCAAAAAUCAUUUCGACAGACAAGUUGAAACUGUACACAAAUAACAACGUGGACAAUUCUGAGAUUACAGGUAAAGAGAUCACUGAAAGUUGUGUCAUUGUCGCAACAAAUCUGGCUGGUCGUGGGACAGACCUCAAAGUCUGCAAUGAAGUAAAUAAUGCAGGGGGUUUGUUUGUAGUUCAGACUUUCCUGCCCCUUAAUAUUCGUGUGGAGCAUCAAGCCUUUGGUCGAACUGCACGAGAAGGAAACCCUGGAUCUGCCCAGCUCAUUAUGUGCUCCACUCACUUCGCUGAAUCAAUCAAACUGGUGAUGGCACUAAAGUCACCUCUCUCCAGGCUACUUACCAUUCUGAGGCGUCUAACAGUCACUGUAGCUGUGUCAGGAUUUGUCAAGAAUAAGUUUGAAGACACCCUAAAAGUUUGUCUAAUAGAACCCAAUGAAAAAAACUGUGAGGUAAUGAAGAAAGAACUUACAAACUUACUAAACAUUGAAAUGCCAAGUGGCUUAACUAACCUGGAAAUUGAAAAACAGGCUAGAGAUUUAAUUGUGGAAACAAGACUGUCAAAGAUACUUGAUGAUGACCUACCAAAAAUUGAGAAAAAGGAGGAGCUGUUCUCUGAAUAUCUUAAUAUCCUGGACACCAUUUACACACAGGGUGGCAACCAUGAAGAUAUUGUUACUUCACUUCAUGAGUGCUGGGGUAUGUGGCUUCUGAUGAAGUUCAAUGAAAAUGAGUCAACAGAAACAUUAAGAAACCAGUUAAAGAAAGCCUUGCAAAGUGCAAAGACAAAGCUAUAUUCUGAUCAGUCCCCUUCCUCUAUGAUCUACCAUUAUGUAAGAGCUGGCAACACACUCCGUCUGAAAGGAUCCCUGGCAGAUAGCAUUGAGAUGUACACAAGAGCCAUUAAAAACAAUCCUUGUGGGUCAGCCAUUGCUUUGUACAAUCGUGCAUUGUCCAUUCUGUCUAAAGGAAGUAGUGGACAUAUUGUUCAGGCAUUGGCUGACCUUAAGAAGGCUGAUGAGGCAGUGGACUCCUACAUGAGAAAGUUGACACGGACUUUAAAUUUUGUGGAAAGCUCCAGCAAAGACACCAACAUGACGUCUGACACCUUGCUUAACAAGCAGUUUAGAGACAAACAGCUGGCACAGGAUUUCCUAAAAAGAUAUAUUCAGAAAGCAAUAAUUGUUUUGCAGACAGCUGAAAGUCGAGGUCAUGAAGUGCAAAUAAAAAAGUGUCCUGCGUUACUGAUCAUUGUUCUUUUAAAUAAAUAUAUAUCUAUCAAUCUGUCCAAAGAGAUAAGCAAUCUCUACUCACUGGGACUAAACACCCUCUUCUUUUUAGAAACUGUCGAAAUCUCUUUUUUUAAACGUUUUUUAAAUAAAUUUAUUUAAGCUGU